Messenger RNA from Odontomachus brunneus, 676 nucleotides. RefSeq lists its product as uncharacterized. Lineage: Eukaryota; Metazoa; Arthropoda; Insecta; Hymenoptera; Formicidae. The record is from RefSeq and is a predicted model, not a curated record. The coding region runs from base 143 to 514 and encodes 123 amino acids. The transcript is spliced from 2 exons.
UCCCGCGGCUGUAAUCACGUGGGAUCUCCGGCGCUGUCUCUCCCGUGGGAGCGAGAGGACAUGAUGUGACGCGCAACGGGACAGAGGAGAGGCCACGGAUUCUUAUUGUUAUUAUGGGGAGUGACGUCCCACGGAUCCUGGCAUGUUUAUGCGUCCAGAUUCGCGGCGGCCUUGGACGCAUCGCCGGGCGAAGCCGAAUCAAAGCACCCGAGUCAGUCCUCACGAGGCACCCGUCUUCUUCUUCUUCUUCUCCUCCUUCUUCUCCCCCUGCUUCUUCUUCUUCUUCUUCUACGAGAAAGAAAGUCUCCUUGUUUUAAACUUACCCUCGGGAGAUCCCCUCCGCGCCGGAUACGAGCCAGACUUCGCGCGCAUAAGAUUCUGCCUGCCCUUGUCGUCGUACCCGUCAUUCUGCGUGAUUUCCACCCGUACUAUUGAUGAGGCAUGCGAAACGCUACCCGUCAAGUUGCAGGCUUUCGCGGCGUCCAUGCAUAUUAGACUUUAUUUCUGGCUUUGAGCCGCAUGGAUUCAUCUUUGUUUGAUUCCGACGUUUCGUGAACAUUUCAGUCCGCUUCAUCAGGGAGGAAUAACCCGAUGCCGAUAAUAUAUUCAAUUCUUGUUAUACAUAUGUAAAAUAUGUACCAUACAAAAAUAAAUAAAAUUUCCUAUUACUCAAAAC